UCUCUUUCUACUCUAAUCCUCCACCUCCCAUCCCUACUGCGACAGACGGCGACCGAUAGCACGCGAAAGAAGGGUUCACCUUUCUCUGCGCAAAUCCACCGUUGGAUCUCGCAUUACUUGCUUUGCGAUCCGUACAGGGAAUGGACGCAGGAGUUCGGAUUGCUCUGAGAGCUGUGGUGGACGCGAUCCAACGGUCUAAACGUCAAACCCACAUAGAAUCCUGGUGGGCUCUCUCUUUGCCAUGAGAUUGAUGGAUCCCAAACAACAGGACUUUGAAAUGAGCUCUCAGUUCUCGUUGUCGUAAAAUUGAGAGCCGCUCCUACUCCGCCGUCUCUCUCUUUCGUCCCAUCUCGUCGGACGCCUAAAGGGAUGGCGGCAGCCGUUGGAGCCUCGAUUCGGAUCGCCUGUUAGCUAUGCAGAUGUGGAACUUUGAUUUGCCUGAGUUUGUUUUGUUGGAGAAUCUCUCUUCUCAUUGUCAACACUGAUGUGAAAAGAUUUUGCUGAGAGGAUCGUACGCCGGUUAUGGAGAGCUGUUACAAUCCGAUCACUAAGGUUGAUUCAUUCAAUCCUGGUCAGAAGAUCAUCAUGCACUCCCUCUACCUUCCUAAGUCAUCACCUUGGUUUGAUCUGAGGGUUUUCUAUGUGAGAAUGAGCAAUUGCGAGGUCAAUGAAUCAACUCCUGAUCAUCUUACUCUUAAUCACAUCCCGCUGACUCCCAACACCAUCCUCGAAGUGAAUGGUCAAAGAAGUUGUAUUUAUUCCGAUGGUGCUUCUUCUUUGCUUAGGAGGGACAGGAUCGAUAAGAGAUCGGAAGAAGUGACAUUUGUGAGCACAGAUAGUAUAAGGAUGACUGGAAGUGUCAGAUUUGAGGUUUACAAUAGAGAUGCUCUGCUUCUUGCUGGAGUGUUGAAGUUGUGUAGUGGUAAUGGUUUAACAGUGGAACCAAGGAAGACCUGCAAGAAAUGGAGCAUGGAUUGCCAUCCUGUGAUAUGGGAUGGAUUGGGCUUUCUGAAGGGCAAACAUUCCAUGAGUUCAGAGAGGAGAUUGCCAACAGUUGAGGUAUAUGUUGCUGGUUGUUUCUCGGGUAGUCCCAUCAUCCUAACCAAGACUCUGAAGCUAGCUUUUCGGAAAAAACAUCAGAUGAAGGUUGUGCUGGAUUCUAUUCCAGAGCAUGAGACAGCUGAAUUUACAAAGAAUGUUUCAUCUGAGGAUACUUUUCAGUUAUCUGAAUACGAAGGCUACCAACCAGAAAAUGAUGUGGAGGUUGACUACAACAGCAUCUACUCAAGAGCUGAAUACAUAGAAGGGCAGGAUGGGGAACUCUCGUGGUUCAACGCUGGUGUGAGGGUGGGCGUGGGGAUUGGCCUUGGCAUCUGCCUCGGACUUGGAGUUGGUGUUGGAUUGUUGGCCCGCACGUACCAAGCCACCACUAGAAAUUUUAAAAGGCGACUCUUUUGAUCCUAAUCUAAAAUUUCUGCCUUCACCAAUAUUAAUCAAAAUAAUUGAUUUUUUUUUUUUUCCCGUGCUCCACUCAUUCAUAAAGCAGCUAACUUUAUUCUGCUUCAAGGACACCUUUCAUGCUGUGAAAUUUUACACAGCAUUCCUUGUGCUUAUGCUUCUAAAGCCUGCUUUGUUUAAGUUCCAUAGCAGUUGAGAUUUUGUGGCAGCAUAUGCAUUUUUCCUAGCAUCUCUUUUCUUUACAUAUGAAUCAUCUGAGGAUUAGACCUGGAGUAUAAUAUUAAUUUAGUUAUCCUA
Molecule: messenger RNA, 1755 nt
Organism: Elaeis guineensis (African oil palm)
Lineage: Eukaryota; Viridiplantae; Streptophyta; Magnoliopsida; Arecales; Arecaceae
Molecular function (GO): phosphoglycerate dehydrogenase activity
Source: RefSeq, a predicted model, not a curated record